Messenger RNA from Myotis daubentonii (Daubenton's bat), 1351 nucleotides. RefSeq names its product serine hydrolase like 2 (gene SERHL2). The record is from RefSeq and is a predicted model, not a curated record. NCBI's taxonomy places the organism in Eukaryota, Metazoa, Chordata, Mammalia, Chiroptera, Vespertilionidae. Gene Ontology annotation, cellular component: membrane.
GGGCGGGGCCGGUAGGGCCCGAAAAGGCGUCCGUGCUCUUGGGAGCGACCUCCAGGAGGACAGCGACGGCCGCCGCGCGAUCACGGGCGCUAUGGGUCUGUUCUCGGAGCUGAAGUUGGCUGUGCCCUGGGGCCACAUCGCCGCCAAAGCCUGGGGCUCCCAGAAGGGCUCCCCCAUUCUCUGCCUGCACGGCUGGCUGGACAAUGCCAACUCCUUCGACAGACUCAUCCCUCUCCUCCCAAGAGACUUUUACUACGUGGCCAUGGAUUUCGGGGGCCACGGGCUCUCGUCCCACUACAGCCCAGGCCUUCCCUAUUACUAUCAGAACUUCGUGGGUGAGAUCCGGAGAGUCUCGGCAGCCUUGAAGUGGGAUCGCUUCUCCAUCAUGGGCCACAGUUUUGGUGGCACUGUGGGUGGAAUGUUUUCCUGUAUGUUCCCCGAGAUGGUGGAUAAGCUUAUCUUGCUGGACUCAUCCCCUUUUGUGCUGGACUCUAAUGAACUGGAGAACCUGCUGACCUACAAGCGGAAGGUGAUAGAGCACACGCUGCUGGUGGAGCAGGCCGCCCAGGAGCCCCCGCGCGCGCUCAGCCCGGAGGAGAUGCUGCAGAGGCUCCUGAAGAAUAACAGCCACGUCGGCGAGGAGUGCGGGGAGCUGCUGCUGCAGCGGGGAGCCACCCAGGUGCCCGCAGGCCUGGUGCUGAACAGAGACCGGAGGAUCGCCUGGCCAGAGCACACCUUCGAUUUCAUCAGCAAGGAGCUGUGUGCACACGCCAUCAAGAAGCUGCAGGCCCACAUGCUGCUCAUCAAAGCAACUGGAGGAUUUUUUGACGUGAGGAGAGAAUAUGAUGCUGACAAGGGGCUCAUACUGUUCAUGACUGACCAGCUGAAAUCUGCCCUAGGAGAGCGGUUCCAUUUUGUGGAAAUUCCAGGCAACCACUACGUCCACAUGAACCAACCCGAUCACGUGGCCAGUAUCAUUGGCUCCUUCUUACAGAGCGGGAACAGGAUCCCAGCCCAGCUGUAGCCCUGGGCCUGGGGCCACUGAGACCUGUGCUCACCACUCACCACCGACGCCCAGCUCCGGGCCCAGCCAGGCCAGGCACGACGGGGCCAGGCCUCACUGGUCUUGAGCAGCAGGAGCUGGCAGAGCAGAGGUGUGGGGUGUGAUUUCUGUCUCCAACAUUUGUGAGUUCACAGGGGAGACUGUGUCUGGAUUCGGGGUCUGUGUUGUGGCUGGAAACCGGCAGUGAGCUGGGAGUGCAGGACUGGACAGGCCGCCCGGCUUGCAGCCAGCAGCUCUUUCGCCUUUCCUGUGUCCGCCUGGAUGAAUAAAUUGUUCUUUUCUCUCUCA